Molecule: messenger RNA, 1142 nt
Organism: Lactuca sativa (garden lettuce)
Lineage: Eukaryota; Viridiplantae; Streptophyta; Magnoliopsida; Asterales; Asteraceae
Product: vacuolar protein sorting-associated protein 20 homolog 1
Biological process (GO): vesicle budding from membrane; late endosome to vacuole transport via multivesicular body sorting pathway
Cellular component (GO): multivesicular body; ESCRT III complex
Source: RefSeq, a predicted model, not a curated record
UAACUCUAAAAAAAAGCCCUUUGCCUUACACCGUUGAUGUCUGUCUGGUAAUCGAAGGAAAGGGUCUAUGUUGAUAACUUCUUGAAGAACUUCGGAUCCAUAAAUUUCAUGGAAGCAAGUUUCAGUUCAAAUCCUUAGCAAAAAUCCAUUUUACGUUCAAAAUCCUUAGUUUCUUCGUUACGUCACCGAUACUGAUACUCUGACCCAUAGAGCGACAGCUUAUCGGUGUAUCCUAGAUAGAGAUCCAAAUCCCUAAAAUAUCGCCAAGCAACCGUUUUUCUUAUUUAAGGUUUGAGAUUCUGGUCGAGUUACGUCUCAUGGGGAAUGUAUUUGUAAAGAAACCGAAGAUCACUGAAGUUGAUCGAGCAAUUCUUUCUCUGAAAACCCAGAGGCGUAAGCUUGCCCAAUAUCAGCAACAGCUUGAGAAAGUGAUUGAAGCUGAAAAACAAGCAGCAAAAGAUUUACUCCGUGAAAAGAAGAAAGAAAGAGCUUUGUUAGCCUUAAGGAAGAAGAAAGUACAAGAAGAUUUACUCAAACAAGUUGAUACAUGGCUUAUUAAUGUUGAACAACAAUUGGCAGAUAUUGAACUAGCAAGCAAGCAAAAGGCAGUUUUUGAGAGUUUAAAAGCAGGAAAUAACGCAAUGAAAGCAAUCCAAGGUGAAAUUAAUUUAGAUGAUGUUCAAAAACUCAUGGAUGAUACAGCUGAAGCGAAAGCAUACCAAGAUGAAAUUAAUGCGAUUUUGGGAGAGAAGUUGUCAGCUGAGGAUGAAGAGGAUAUUUUAGCAGAGUUUGAUAACUUGGAAGCUCAGAUGACAAUUCUAGAUUUGCCAGAAGCUCCUGUUGCUGAGUCAUCUUCUACAAAAGAUGAAGAUGAGUUGGAUCUACCUGAUGUUCCAACAAAAGCACCUGAGAUUGUUGCUGAUAAAUCUCAACCUGCAAAAACAAAAGUUAUGGAGGAGCCUCUAGCGGCGUGAGGCGUUGACCACCAGAAUACUUGGUCAAAUGUGAUGAUAUUUUGAUGCUGUUUAUCUAUAUACAUUCUUUUUAUUUGAAAUUUAAAUGGAUGCAAGGAUUAGUUGCAAUUCUGUCUUGAAGUAAAUUGUACAGUUUUAUGUGUUUAUAUGAAGCUAAAAAUUGAUAUA